UAUAAAAAUGACGGCAUAAGGCUCAUCUCUUCCUUACUUUUUUUCUUUCAUAGCAGCUCCUUGGUUUCUUCAAUCUUCGGUAAGAGAGUUCAAACUCUGCUUCUCCAUCUCAAACCGAUUUCAUGUCUCAGAAUCUCUGUUCCUCCGUCUCUACUUUAGUAUCGAACAUCCUAAACAAGCUCAUCUCUCCUGCCAUCGAGCAACUCAGUGUUGAGUUUGGCAUCGAAGAUGAGCUAAACAAGGUGAAAAGGAUUUUGCAGGCUAUCCAACCUACGCUCGCAGAAGCAGAGAAAAGGAAGCUUAGAUGGCUCUCCGCUUUCAAGGACGCCGUUUAUGAAAUCGAGGACGUCCUCGACGACCUCAACUACGGAGCUCGACGGAAGUCAAUCAGUCAAGAAAACAAAAUAAAAAAGGUAUUGUACUCCUGUUUUUUUUCCAACUCCAUAACUAGCUUCAAAUUAUGCUGGAGGUUGAAUAUUAUUAUAAGAAAAAUGGAGGAUUUAGCAGAAGAUAUCAGAUUAAGUUUCCCAAUCAACAGAGUGCCACAGAUCCCUGAUUAUAGCAGUCAUCAAACACACUCUUAUGUUGAUGAAGAAACCGUCAUAGGCAGAGAAAAAGAUAAAGAAGAGAUAGUGAGUUCCUUGAUCAAUUAUGCAGCUGCUAGCAACAAUGAAAAAAUUAUGGUGCUUCCUAUAGUUGCAAUGGGUGGAAUGGGAAAAACUAAACUCAGCCAAUUAAUUUAUAUGGACCAUAGGGUGGAGAGUCAUUUCCAACUUCGCAUAUGGGUUUAUGUUUCUAAUGCUUACUUUGAUGUUACCCGCAUUGUGAGGCUAAUUAUAGAGGUAGCCACCGAGCAAUUUUGCGAUUUUGUAAACAUGAACGUGCUGGUGAAACAACUCCGAGAAAUAAUCAGUGGAAAAAGGUGUUUGAUUAUCUUGGAUGAUGUGUGGAAUGAAAAUUUGUAUCUGUGGAAGGAGUUGAAGACAUUGUUGGAUUAUUGUGGAAAAGGAAGUGCAGUAGUUGUUAGCACACGUAGUAUAAGAGCAGCAAAAAUUAUGACCACACAUACCAUUUAUUGUCUAGAACAGUUAUCUGAAGAAGAUAGCUGGGAGUUAUUCAGAAGGAGAGCAUUUGCAAAAGAUACAGAAGAGCCUGCAUCCCUUGUCAAAAUCGGCAAGGAUAUACUAAAGCGUUGUGACGGGCUUCCCUUAGCAAUAGUUACGAUUGGAGGCAUGAUGCGCCAUGAGAAUGAUGAAGUGAAGUGGAAGGCUGUACUUGAUAGUGAAAUGUGGCGGUUGGACGUUGCAAAUGAUCUCACAUGAAGCAGUGUUUAUCCUUUGUGCUAUAUACCCAAAAAGUAUCGGAUACUGUAUGUCUCUUUUAGGAGAAGUGUCUGUUUAUCAUAGUAGAAAAUAAAUGUUGGUGCUAACUUUUAAUCUAUACAUGAUGGAAACAUAUAUCAUUACAUGAAAUAAUGAGCAAUGUGAUUCCUCAUAACACCUAAAAGUACAUCUAUGAUUUUAAAAA
Messenger RNA from Dendrobium catenatum, 1527 nucleotides. Its product is annotated as putative disease resistance protein RGA3. NCBI's taxonomy places the organism in Eukaryota, Viridiplantae, Streptophyta, Magnoliopsida, Asparagales, Orchidaceae. The transcript is spliced from 2 exons. The record is from RefSeq and is a predicted model, not a curated record. Gene Ontology annotation, biological process: defense response to other organism. Bases 123 to 1322 code for a protein of 399 amino acids. Gene Ontology annotation, molecular function: ADP binding.